This is a messenger RNA of Patiria miniata (bat star), 2047 nucleotides long. RefSeq lists its product as uncharacterized. The transcript has 5 exons. The coding region runs from base 185 to 1282 and encodes 365 amino acids. NCBI's taxonomy places the organism in Eukaryota, Metazoa, Echinodermata, Asteroidea, Valvatida, Asterinidae. The record is from RefSeq and is a predicted model, not a curated record.
UUGAAAUUGAGGGCGCUCUUAUGAGUGAAGUUGUCACGUCAGUACAGCUGGCGUAGCUAGCAGCUGACCAUAUUGCAAAUAAAUGCUGCUUUAUGAAGUACAGAAGGUACGGCAGCAUUGUGAAACAUACGUGUAAGUGAGCGGAAAGCAACUGAACAGUCAAUCGAAGGAAUCUGCAUGAGCAAUGGCAACGAGUAACAGCAACUGCAACAGCUCGUCUGCUGAAACAAAGGAGGACUUUAUUGCCCGCAUAUCGGAGCGGGUGGUCAGCGGCCUGAACUGCAUCAGUCUGGCCAUGGGUAUAGAGACAGGGCUGUUCAAGGUGAUGAUCGACCUGGGAGAACCCAAGACUUGUCAGGAGAUUGCAGACGCUGGCAAUUACAAAGAAAGAUAUGUCAGAGAGUGGCUAGCCAGCAUGGCAGCGACUGACAUCGUUGUGUACGAUGCGCCGAGCCAGACAUACUGGUUGCCCCCGCAUCACCACUGUGCCGACGGUUCGCUUAAAGCCACUGCUAUGGUGCAAGCAAUCCCUAACCUGUGUGCUGCAUUCUUUGAUGUGGCUGAGUGCUUCAAGAAAGAUGGGCCCCCAGGUGUGUCCUAUGACAAGUAUGGCAAGUUUGAUGAACUAAUGACCGCGAUGAACCAGGUAUUCUUCAGGGAGCACUUGGUGCAGAACUUCUUCCCCACUAUGCCUAAGGUCUAUCAACAACUGCAACAAGGAAUCCAAGUUCUAGAAAUCGGGUGCAGCCAGGGAGUAUCAACCAGAGUCAUCGCCGAGGGCUUCCCGAAGUGUCAGGUGUAUGGAAUCGACAUCACAGAAGACGGCAUCAGACACGCUCAACAGAAAGCCAAGGAGAUGGGUUUGGGAAACGUCCAGUUCCUCUGUCUUUCUGGGACUGUCUUGCCUGCGGACUGGUCUGACAAGUUCGACUUUGUGUUCAUGCACAACGUCCUCCACGACUUGCCCCAUCCCAUGAAAUGUCUCCACGAAAUUUAUCGCGUCUUGAAAACGGGCGGGACCUUGUCGGUCAUUGACACUGCCUCGUAUUCAAAACUCGAGGAUAACCUCUCCAAGGCAGCCGCUUUCACCAGGUAUGCCUCGGUCCUGAGCAUGAUGAAUUGCGUCCCGACGUCCCUGUCUGCCGAAGGAGGGAUAGGGCUUGGGGCCCUGUGGGGGCGGGAGAAAGCCAUGGAAAUGAUGCAGGCGGCCCACUUCGAAAUCGUCGCAGUCAGCCCUUUGGCGACGAGAAAUUCUCUCAACUAUCAGUGCCAGAAAGUCUGAGUAAGAAAAAAGUUUGGUAUUGACCUUUUAUGACUAAGCAUAAAGCUGGUAAAGGUUGACACCUCAACAAUUUUAGAAAUUGGAUUUCAUUCAAAUUCUUUAAAAAAAGUUUACUUACUACGGUCUCUAGAGGUUAUUAGAGUAAACUUGGAGGGUAACUGCCUGUGCAUAUUUGAUCUGCAAAUUUCACAGAGCUGGUAGGCAUGAAAAUUCGCUUAGCACAAAAAAAAAUUGCUCUUCAAAAUUGGGUAACCAGCCAAAAUGUCAUGCAAUGCUCACUGCUAUUAACUGGUGCCCAGCUGAUUCUUAAUUAGCAUACAAAUUCGCUUAGCAGAUCCAUGAAAUUGGGCCAAGCUGGUUUUAACCAAUGCUGAAGUUCAGCAUUGCAAAUCUGUGAUUGAGAUUUUGAUUGGAAAAAAAAGGACUUUGGACGUGUUAAAACACGAUGGAAGAUAAAAAAUAUAUAUUAAGAUUGUGUAUUGUGUCAUAUUCACACGAAAGAGUAAUGCAGUUUAUAGGUUUAUUUACUCUUAAAAAAACCCAGACACUGUGAUCGCAGCUGGCCCAUGCCUUGUCAUUUUAGUGUGUGUAGAUUUGUGUGCCUUUUGGUUAAUCCAUUCCAAUAUAAUUCUGUUAACUAAAGCAAUAUAAUGAGUAAAAUCUUGUAUUUUAUCUGCAUCACUUUUAAGAAGCAAAGUUAUAUAUUCAUAGCUGAAAAUAAAUAAAACAAGCUCGAAAUGAUCUCGGGAGCUGCGGGACAACAAA